AUACACUACACCCCAUGUCACUCUCACUCCUCCCUCUCUCUCUCUCUCUCUCUCUCUCUCUACCACUUCCCUCAGUGAUCCCCAAUUUUCUUUUCUUUAUAUAUAUAUGUUUUUAAAGUAUUUUUUGGAUGGCUGUUGGGAGACACAGGCAGAAUUAAACCUGUCCAAAGUUUGUGUCUUGCAAGAAAUUUCUUCAUUAGUUUAAUUAAUUAACUCUCGUUUGUUUUUUUUUUUGUCUGAAUCAGUGCCCUGCAAGAAAAGGUGAAAAACUGCGGCUGUUUUCUGGCAUCGUUUUGCAUAUAUAUAUUUUGGGUGAGCUUCCAUUUGCUGGCUAUGGCGGUGGUGAUGCUGAUGGAGAUGAAGAUGGUGUGGAUUCACUGAUAAACUCUCUCAUUUGUCAGAGGGUUUUGCAGAAGCCAUGGAUCGACGAGGGCAAGAAAUUAGGGAAAUGGGAUUGCCCAAUUCCAUGGCGUACACUACUCCACCAAUCAUCCAAGAAUCUCCAAUGAAGCUUCCCCUCGCACCCCUCCUCUCCACCACCAGAACAAACCCUUUAAUUUCCCCACGCCGUGGAACCUCCAUUUUCAGCCCUUCCCACUCCUCAGAUCAGCCGUAUCACAAUCUUCCGCCGCCGCCGCCGCCGCCGCAGCAACAGAUAGUGCAGAGAGAACCGUCGCCAGAUCCAGAUCCACCGCCGUCAUCCACUCACACAACCGCCGAUGCAUCGGAUUCAAGGAGCUCGCCGCCGCAGCCGAUCAAGUACCGGGAAUGCCUGAAGAACCAUGCGGCAAGCAUGGGCGGGCACGUGGUCGAUGGGUGCGGGGAAUUCAUGCCCAGCGGAGACGACGGCACGCCGGAGGCCCUCCGCUGCGCCGCCUGCGACUGCCACCGGAAUUUCCACCGGAAGGAAGUCGACGGGGAGCCGCAGCAGUUCCAUCCAUACAAUAACCCCAACCCGAGCAGCGCCGCCGCCGCAGCAGCACAAAUUCACGGCCAGAUUACAUACUCAAUGCCGCCGCACCACCACCACCGCCCCCGGCCCCGCCACAAGCACUCCUCCCAUUCCGUCGGCGCCGGGUCCGCGCCUCCCGCCGUAGUUAAUUUCAGCGGCGGCGGCGGCGCUGAAUCCUCGAGCGAGGACCUCAACAUUUUCCAAUCGGGGCGGCGGCACGGCGGCGCGACGGCGUCUCCCCGGAAGCGAUUCCGGACGAAAUUCAGCCAAGAUCAGAAAGAUCGAAUGCAGGAAUUCGCGACGAAAAUCGGGUGGAGAAUUCAGAAGCAAGACGAGCAAGAAGUGCAGCAGUUCUGCGCCGAGGUGGGAGUGAAAAGGCAAGUUUUCAAAGUGUGGAUGCACAACAACAAGCAGGCGAUGAAAAGACAAAUUUGACCCCGGCCGCCAUUGUCGUCAACCUCAUCAUCAUCAUCAUCAAGGCUAGAUUUUGCUGUCAUUAAUUCUGAGGAGGAAGAAGAAGACAAUUCUUAGGUGAGUAGCCUUGUGAUUCUUUUUCUUAAUUAACUAAUGAGCUCCAUCAUCAUCAAUUCAUCAUCCUCGUCAUCAUCUAAUGUUAAUUAGAACACCAAAAACAUGUUUAAUUUGUCCGUUAGAAUAUGAAAUCACUAAUAACAAAUUACCUUAAAUUUAAUAA
Messenger RNA from Andrographis paniculata, 1646 nucleotides. RefSeq names its product zinc-finger homeodomain protein 6-like. NCBI's taxonomy places the organism in Eukaryota, Viridiplantae, Streptophyta, Magnoliopsida, Lamiales, Acanthaceae. The record is from RefSeq and is a predicted model, not a curated record. Gene Ontology annotation, molecular function: DNA-binding transcription factor activity; transcription cis-regulatory region binding. Gene Ontology annotation, biological process: regulation of DNA-templated transcription; regulation of developmental process. Bases 419 to 1387 code for a protein of 322 amino acids. Gene Ontology annotation, cellular component: nucleus. The transcript has 2 exons.